Molecule: messenger RNA, 3255 nt
Organism: Mauremys reevesii (Reeves's turtle)
Lineage: Eukaryota; Metazoa; Chordata; Testudines; Geoemydidae
Gene: BMPER
Product: BMP binding endothelial regulator
Exons: 15
Coding region: 94-2046 (650 amino acids)
Molecular function (GO): protein binding
Source: RefSeq, a predicted model, not a curated record
UGGCUCUCCAGCGGCAGGGCUCUGGCUCCGCGGCUCCGCUCCCCCGCGCUCCCCUUCGCCGCCUGGCUCCUGCUCAGCCCCCUGUGGGGCCAGAUGUCUCUGGCGUCCUCCUUCCUGACAGGAUCUGUUGCAAAAUGUGAAAAUGAAGGGGAAGUUCUACAGAUCCCAUUUAUCACAGACAAUCCUUGUAUAAUAUGCAUUUGCCUGAAUAAUGAAGUGACAUGCAAACGAGAGAAGUGUCCGGUGCUUUCCAAGGAGUGUUCUCUGGUCAUUAAGCAGAGAGGAGCCUGCUGUGAGCAAUGCAAAGGUUGCACUUUUGAAGGAAACACCUACAACAGCUCCCUGAAAUGGCAAGCCCCAGCUAAUCCAUGUAUUGCAUAUCAAUGUCAGGAAGGAGUGGUAACAGAAUCUGAGAUGCAGUGUGUUGUUCAUUGCAAAAACCCUUCUGAGCUGCCGGGAAUGUGUUGCCCCACCUGUCCAGGUUGUAUAUUUGAAGGUAGACAUUACCAUGAAGGGAAGGAAUUUCAGCCUGAAGGAAACAAAUGCACCAAGUGUUCUUGUAUUGGAGGCAGGACACACUGCGUACAAGAAGUCUGCCCCAUUCUGUCAUGUCCCCAGCAUCUCAGUCACAUUCCUUCUGGACACUGUUGCCCCAAAUGUUUAGGCCAGAGGAAAGUGUUUGACCUCCCAUUUGGAAGCUGCCUCUUUCACAGUGAUGUUUAUGACAAUGGAUCCUCUUUCGUUUAUGACAACUGCACUAUGUGUACCUGUAGGAAUUCUACAAUGGUAUGUAAGAAGAAGUGCUCACCUCCUGGAGAAUGCAAUAAAAGCAAGGAACACUGCUGCAAAGAGUGUGUCUCAUAUGUCUCUCCUGAGGAACUGAAAGUGUGCAAAUUUGGGAAUAAGAUCUUUCGGGAUGGAGAGAUGUGGUCCUCUGUUAACUGCACCAUCUGUGCUUGUGUGAAAGGCAAGACAGAGUGUCGCAAGAAGCAGUGCAUUCCAGUCAACAGCUGCCCUCAUGGUAAGAUCCUGAACAGAAAAGGAUGCUGUCCUAUUUGCACUGAAAAGCCUGGAGUUUGCACUGUAUUUGGAGACCCCCACUACAACACUUUUGAUGGAAGGACAUUUAACUUUCAGGGAACAUGUCAGUACGUUUUGACAAAAGACUGCUCCUCCUCUGCCUCGCCCUUCCAGGUGCUGGUGAAAAACGAUGCACGUCGGACCCGUUCUUUCUCUUGGACAAAAUCUGUGGACCUUGUGUUGGGCAGAAGCACUAUCAGCCUCCAGCAGCACCUCACAGUGAAAUGGAACGGGACCCGGAUAUCGCUGCCUUGUGAGACUCCUCAGUUUCAGAUCGACUUGGAUGGUUACUUGCUGAAAGUGACAACCAAAGCAGGCUUGGAAAUCUCCUGGGAUGGAGACAGUUUUGUCGAAGUCAUGGCUGCACCUCAUCUGAAAGGCAAACUCUGUGGCUUGUGUGGCAACUAUAAUGGGCACAAGAGAGAUGACCUGGUAGGAGGUGAUGGGAAUUUUAAGUUUGAUGUGGAUGACUUUGCUGAGUCCUGGCGUGUGGAGUUGAAUGAGUUCUGCAGUCGCCCACAGAAGAAACCUGUACCUGAACUGUGCCAAGGAACAGUGAGGGUAAAACUUCGGGCCCACAGGGAAUGCCAGAAACUCAAGGCUUGGGAGUUUCAGAAUUGUCACUCAACGGUGGAUUAUACUACGUUCUAUCGGUCCUGUGUAACAGAUAUGUGUGAGUGUCCAGUUCAUAAAAAUUGCUACUGUGAGUCAUUCCUUGCCUAUGCCCGAACCUGUCAGAGAGAAGGGGUGAAAGUCCAAUGGAAACCUGAGCAGCACUGUGCAGCAACCCAGUGUAAACAUGGUGCAGUGUAUGAUACCUGUGGCCCUGGAUGUGUCAAAACUUGUGACAACUGGAAUGAGAUUGGUCCAUGCAAUAAGCCGUGUGUUGCAGGUUGCCACUGUCCAGCAAACUUCGUUCAUCACAAAGGAAGAUGCAUCAAGCCAGUCCUCUGUCCACAACGGUGACGUUAGUUCUAAAUCCAAGGACUAUAAUAUUGGUAUCUUUGAUACCUUUGAAGCUCACAGCCAAUGAAGGACUGCACUGUUUGUAUGCAGAUUCUGCAAAAUACACACAUACUCAAUGUUUGUGUAUAUAUGUGAGUGUAUGUAUAUGUAUAUUUAUGUGUCUAUAUAUACACACACAGGCACAUAUAUACAUUUAUUUAUAUAUACACACACAAAUGUAUAUACAUUUAUUUAUAUAUAAAUGUAUACUGUGUGUGUGUAAAUACACAUCUGUACACCAAAUAUAAAUACAACAUAUACAUAUAUAUAUAUAUACACACACACAGAGAGAAAUAUACAUCAUUUAUGUAAACAAUAGAAGGAUGAAUUAUUUUAUGUAUAUUUUUUGCUAUAAACUUUAUGUAUUAUUUGUAGGAUCCUAAUCUGUAAGCGAUUUGAGUCGUUGUACAAAUAAAACAGGUGUUUUUAAUACAAUAUAGUGGCAUGAAAACAUUGGGUGACUUUGCCAUUGCAUCAACUUGUAGUUUCCCAGGAAAUUUUUCUAGGGCCAUAGCAUUGCCAGACUGGAUUAUCUUCAACAGAGAACCUGGAUUUACAGUUGUAUAGGAAAUACUUUUCUCUGGAGAUGGAGGAUUUAUCUAGGAAUAUUUCAUGUGUACCUCAGAGCUGACUAGUGAUUGGUGACAGUGUUUAAUGGUGCAGAGAAAGCUAGGGAUUGGAUUUUAUGCUUAAUUGAAUCACUGUAUAAAAUGACUUCCAAAACUGGAUUGGCCAACUGCCAAUAAAGAGAGAUUUGUUUUUGGAACAGAACCAAAGAAUCAAUGGCCAGAUUCUCAAAAGUGUUCAACAUGCAGCAGCUCCCAUUGAAAAACUGACCUCUUAUCAUUUAAUAAAUUAAAUAUCCUAUAUGUGUUGUUAUAUUUGGCAUUAACUGGGAAUGAACAGUAAAGAACCAGGGAAAAAAACUUUCGCCCCCUUACCAUGUUUUAAGCCACUGGUUUUGUUUCAUGCAUUCUUAGAAAUAUUAUUGGAUAAACAAAACUUAAAUAUUGUGACGUAAGAUGCAAUUUGAUUUUGCUGCAGCUUGAUACUUAAAAUAACCUUGGCUCCCUUUUUUAGUAACACAUUUCAUUGGUCAGCAUGUUUAGAACCCAAAGGCAAAUUCUCCUAAAGAACAGUGUAGAAAAUGUUAAAUGAUAAAUGCCAGCA